AGUGUAUGAAGUCAAGGAAGGACAUGGAAGUUCUGGAUAAAGGAGUGGGAAUAUGUGCAAUUGACUCGAGUUCAAGGAGUGUGCAUGGAGGAAAAUAAUAGGAAAGGUCAAAAUAGGAAUACAGAAGACAACAAGGAAGCUUUAGGUUGACCGCCAAUGGAGAACAACUGAUACAUAGUAAGUCCAUCGAGAAAUUUGAAGCUCAUCGGACAACCUAAAGGUGGAAUCGUGGUCAUCGAGAAUAGUCGAAAGGAGAAACCUUAUAGGUCAAAGUACAUAAGUGAGAAGAGACUAUAAGAACCUAGAUGACUACAUCUAGAACUAAUGAGUAACAUCAAGGAGAAGAGUCACGAGUAACGAAGUAAGAAGCAUAUAAGUUUAGGGAACCUGCUAGAAUACCCCAAAGUGAAACCAAGAUUGCCUAUGCUGGUGAAAGGUUUCAAUCUCUCGGGUAAAACUCUAUUGGACGGGGAAACCGUACAAUAAAUUUCAGCUAGGGUCUAAGAGUAGCAGAAUGGAUAGUACGAGAACUUCAAAUUCAGGUGGCGAUAAGGAAGUGCUAAGUUAGGUGCCAAGAGUGAACAAGUAAGCCAAAGGGAAGUUCAUGACUCUUGAAGGGAGUCAUACAGUUGUUAGCAAGCUAGAGAAAGAUGCAAAGGAUGUCUUUAAUGCAUACAUGAAGUAAAAGCAGCAGUAUGAGGUUUCAGAGUUAGGCAAGAAGUAACAAGGAGAUGACCACUCAGUUGAUGGUUAAAGGAUAAGACGAGGCAUCAAGUAGGAAAGUAAGAGAUAUGAAGUUAGGAGGUACAAUGACCUAGGUCACCUAUGAGGUCAACCCUAGACGAGAGUUACAUUAAAAAAAGUUUUACCACAUGACUAGAUGGAGGAUAAGCCGCCAACAGUGACCUUGGGCCCAAGUUGGAAAAUUUUGAAAAGGGCAAUGUAUCACUCAAUCCUAUUCGAUGCUACCGAGCUAGAAGAGAAUACCUGUUAUGGUGAAGACUACAUAUAAGAACUAUAGUAAGCUAUUCAAGACAAGGUAAGGGCACACCAUUGAAGUUCAUAUAGCAAGAGUGAAAUCUUGAGCCAAAGAAGCACGAGAAUGAGGAGAAUGGAAGGAUGAGCCCGAUCAAAUUUCGGGGACGAAAUUUUUAUAAGAGUGGAGGAAAUGUUACACCCCACUCUUCCCAAAAGUCAAAAUGACUAUUAUACCCCUGGGUCAAGUGCCACUGUAUUAUCGAUGAGGAUUAAAAAUGUGAACUAAUAGUUCAAACGAUUUCGAGUUUCAACAUGAAGUGGGAAAAUUAUGGACGUUAUCUGAGUUUCGGAUUAAACUCGCCUGUAAUUGUGAAAUUCCAAAAAAAGUACCUUGAAUAAUUAAACCAAGACUCUACUCGGCCUCAACCUAAAACCUAACAGAGCAACCUUUUAUUUCUUUCUUCACCGAAAGCAUGCUCUCAUGGGAAAUCAGAAUCAAAGCGGUGCUAUCUACUCUCCCUACUACGAGAGGUGCGAGCUUAAGCAAGCUGGAGCUCGUGUCACUGUGAUCAUCAGGAAUCACUCGUUUCCUCCACUACUCGUCUCUGCGUCAUUAAUUCCCGUAAGCACGCAGGAGGCUAUUGACGUCUCCCUGAUGACCAAGGCAGGGCGAAACCAGUUGGCAUGCGUAUGCAGAGAGGCUGGUCUUGAGGAAUGAGUGCACCUCAAGACGCCGCACGGACUUCGGAAGUCUAUGUCCGUGACAUAGAACUUUCUCUCACUUGGGUAUGAAGAACCCUAGUUCCAUGUGUUAGGGAUCUUGCUUGUAAUGACUUUUCGGAUGAUAUACUGAUUGGUUUUAAUCGAUUGAAGUGUGUUUAUUGAGUCAAUUGAAUCCUGAUCAACUUCUCUUUAUUUCUGCUUCAACCUGUGAUAGAUAGAAUCUGAUUAGGUUGUUAGAGCUUCUUCAAUCGAUAGUAGUGAAUUGAUUGUACGAAAGUUAGUCAAUUCACUGCUUUGUACUGGAAUUCGUUUCCAGUAGUGGAGUUUUGUGUGAAUUGCCUUAGCAUUCUAUCCCGGUGAAGGCUAGUCGUUUGCCAGAUAGUCUGUCGAAGAGGUCUUGGUCAGCUUAAGAGAUUCCAAGCUACUUUGAGAUCUUCCACAGUUUAAUUAACAAUGAAUCAACCAGAUGGAAUUACAACUUGAACUUAACAGAGGAGCUAGGGGGGCUCAUUCCCGAGUGACUCUUCUCUUGCUUCAGAAAUAGAACAACUUACUACUUUAUUUCUGAUUUAGUUUAAAUUCACCUACACUCAAUCUUUCCCUCUAGAUAAUAGAUAAUUACGGAGUAGGUAGUAGAUCUAGACCCCGGGUUGAUAAGUAAAACUUACCCACUAUUCUGCAUUUCCAUUUUGCGAUUACACUUGGUCGUAGAUUGAUGUUGUGUCGUAGCGAGUCAACUUAGUCUGCUGAAGCUUCUAACAGGAUAAGGAUUGCAUUGAUAUCCCCACUCACCAUCUAGGGAAAUCCCUUUACUUGCCAACGACGCAUUCGCAAAUAUGCUCUUACUCUCCCAAUCUCAUAAUUGAAGCCAUAAUAUGCAGCAAAAAAGAACUACUCCUUUGCUAAAAUCGAAACCAAAGUGUGAAAUUUUUUUUAUCUCUUUCUAAUACCCUCAAUUUAACAUCUGUCUUGCAAGCAAUCCAGAUUAUGCCCAACUCAUGUGCAUUGUAGUUGUCCUAAAAAAACGAAAUCCAUAAAUUUAUCCUUAAUCUUCUGAGCAUUCUUUUGUUUAACCCGAGUUUUAAUUAAAGCUAACACCUGAACGCCUUACACACUCCAGCACGGAAUUGUGCUUCGAGGGGCAGUUAAAGCCCCUCGUAUUCCAAACUAGGAUUGUCAUUGCUUCAGAGGGGGUACCUUUCGCACCCCUUUAUGACUUCUUAAUCCUUCAUGGCCAACCCUCACAGCUGUUGAAUAUUCUUGGCAUAGAUGGCACUAAACGAGUUUGUCUGAGAUACCAGAGCAAAAGAUCCCAGAGCUAUAGGUUUCAUACCAUUCAUUAUCAUACUAAAUUCCUCCUGAAAAGGCUAGGCACUUGUGCAAACUGGGGGAGUUGCAGGUGAAAUACAUUUAGCAGCCUAAGCUUGAACAGUAGUACUAACUUCCUCUUCUUCUUUUGAAUUCCAAGAACUAGCUAUAUCCACUGUUUUAACUAUCUUCUUCGUCCAAUUUUUUUUAGAGUUCUCUUCCCCUGCAGCAACACAGUCAUGCGCAAAACACUAUAAAAAUGACAAACUACAGGAGCAUUACAAUAUUCAACUUGGACAAACAUCUCAACCAUGCCAUCAGGUGUAAUACUAAUCCAGUCGACCCCCUUUUCCUUGGCACUUACCUCUACACAAAACUUUGCCAAUCCCACCCUACCCUACCUCACCCAUCUUUUGAAGAUAGCUCUGCUAGCAAGCCCGUGAGCUUCACCUAGAUUGGGACUGGUGAAUUGUCGACGUGAAGAGCUUAAAUCCCCGUGAUUCGGGCAAAAUAACACAUGUUUUACCCC
Molecule: messenger RNA, 3538 nt
Organism: Linum trigynum
Lineage: Eukaryota; Viridiplantae; Streptophyta; Magnoliopsida; Malpighiales; Linaceae
Source: the annotation of a GenBank genome assembly